Molecule: messenger RNA, 1813 nt
Organism: Panicum hallii
Lineage: Eukaryota; Viridiplantae; Streptophyta; Magnoliopsida; Poales; Poaceae
Exons: 1
Source: RefSeq, a predicted model, not a curated record
AACACCGUUUCCUCUUCUCCCGGCCCAGCGCCUCCGAUGAAUUCCUCGUCCAGGACGUGGCCAUUCGGGGAGCCCCACGGCUGCGACGGCGACGGCUGCGCCUCCAACCUGGACACCUGGCCACUACACCACGCGUACCGCCGCGGCGAGCGCUGCCGCCUCUGCAGCUCCUGCAUCCUCCUCUCGGAUCGCUCGGUCUACUGCUGCUGCUGCUUCCUACUCAUCACCUCGCCGUCGUUCCACUACGACGAUGACGACCCCCUCAUGGCCCCACCCGGCCCGACCGUCACCUGCCAAGUCUGCUGCAGUGCAGUCGCGCACCUGGCCUGCCUCUAUGAGCUCUAUCCCGCCGGCUACGGCGUCUUCGUCUGCCCCGCCUGCAGCGCGGCCGAGGAGGGGAGGCCCUUCACCUACGCGCCGCCCUGCAGGCAGCCGCUCGACGCGCGCGCCGCGAGGGUGCUCCUGCUGGGGGCGCGGAUGGCGCUGGCGCUUCUGCAGCGGGAAGCGGCCGCGGCGCGUGCCGAGGCGGAGCGGCUGGCCCGGGAGGCCGGCGAGGCGCGGAGGAGGGCGUACCGCGCCCUCAGAGAGGCCCUCGGCGUCGACACGCAGGAGGCGGCCUGGUACUUCAACGCCGACCAGCCGCCGGUGGUGCCAACGCAGGCCCCCGAGAAUAAUCGCCCGGCGGCGCCGGAACAAUGCAGGGAAACGAACAUCGUGGACGCGCCGCAGCCCCACGAGGAUCACCUGGCAGCGUCUGAAGCAGGCAGUCAGGCGAACAUGGAGGACGCGCUGCUGGUGCAGCGCUACGCGAUGCCACCUCUGGCCGGGCUAACCAUCGGCACGGGGUGCGCCAUGGCGGUGGCAAUGGCUCCCGCCGAGUCCAGCCACACGCCACCGUGGUCGUCCUGGUCGCUGCCGCCGUUCGGCGCCCAUGAGGUGACAAAGACAGCCGCCGAGUCCUCAAAGUCCUCAAGGGCUUGCCCCGCGCCGCCGCGGACGCUGGACCUGUUCAGCAUCAGGGAGAUGGCGAUGGCUGCCGCCGAGGCCGCCAGGGCCAGCCCGCCGGCGCCGCGGACGCUGCAGCUGUUCCCGGCCGACAAGCCCAGCGCCAGCCCCAAGAUGCAGCGGACGCUGCAGCUGUUCGAGGAUAAGAUUCCGGAUGAUGAGGAGGAGAUGUAACGAUGCUGGGGAUCGAGCUUGAUGCCAUCAGAUUGAAGGGAGGUGUUUCCUUACUAUACUUUUUUCAAAAAAAACUUGUUAGUUCUGGUCAGUGAUUUAAGAUAGAUGGGAUGCGUGUGCCCCAGAAUUGUAGUUGAGAACUUGAGAUGGGUUCUUGUUGAAUCGUUUGUCCAUCUGACAUGUAUCGUAUCGUAUAUCUUGGUUUGACAUACCAUGUUGCCAUGUACUAUGAUGCUAUUAGAAAUUUAGCAGUGAACAAUGUAAUGGAUGCAGGUAUUCUGAAAUUGAUGCCAUAUGCAAAUUUUAAACUUCAAAUUACCCAAAGAGAUAGAGUUUCUGGAGUUGCCUCAAUAUCCAUACGGUUGCUGUUUGCUUGCGAUGUUUUUCUAACAGAUUUUGCUUGUAAUGGUGAAGUGUGCUAUGUCUGUUUAUACUGACAGGCUGAAAUGACUGCGAAUUGGAGGGCAUUUUAUCAGUCUUAAGUUUCCUCCGUUGCUUAAUCUGCCUCUGCAACUCAUUCUCCAGCUCAGUUCAUCUGAUUUUGAAGUAGUCAUUUGUUUUCUUGAGCUACUGGAUUACUUUGAAGUUUGAACAGUACUUGAUUGCUAUGACUUUGAACAGUACUGGACCCAGC